GCCCCCAAACCAAGCAGUAAAAGACAAGCCAGGGACUGGCAGGAGGGCCCCGCGAUGGAACUGAACAGGGGGCGAAGAAUGCCUGACUGACACGCACCCACCAUCCCUCUAAACCCCAACCAACCAACCACCGCGCUCCGGCAAGAAAACCCCAGCCCCUUCCCGGAAUCCCCAUUCCGGCGAGCCCGACCGACCGGCCUCCGAUGGCGUCGUCGACGCUGGAGCUGGAGGCCGCCAUCGCCGCCCUCCCCGCCAAGAAGCAGCGCCUCCGGGAGUCCUUCGACCGCCUCCUCGCCGCCUCCCCCAUCCCCAUCCCCUUCACCUGGGCCGACGUCGACGCCCACAUCUCCUCCCUCCAGUCCUCCAUCGCCCGACGCUUCCGCCUGCUCCAGGCGCACCAGGCCGCCGCGCUCCGGACCACCGCCGAGCACCAGCGCCAGCACCACGUCAGGGGCAAGGGCCAAGACAGCAGCGAGGAGGAGGAGGAAGAUGGGGGGCGGCCCAAUCGCGCGCCUUUGGACCUCAAUGCCGGGGAGGAGGGGGAGCAGGGGGGUGCGGAGAUGGCAAUCGAGGCGUCUCCCGACCAGUACGACGCCGUCGAGGAGGGCGAGGCGUCUCCUGGCCUUGAACCAGAGGAGGUGGAGGCGUUUCUUGGCCUUGAACCAGAGGAGGAGGAGGAGGAGGAGAAAGAUGGGGAGCGGGCCAAGCGGGCGCCUUCGGACCUCAAUGCCGGAGAGGAGGGGGAGCAGGGGAGGGUGGAGCUGGCAAUCGAGGGGUCUGCCGACCAGUACGACGCCAUUGAGGAGGGGGAGGCAUCUCCGGGCCUUGAACCAGAGGAGGAGGAAGAUGGGGGGCGGGCCAAGCGGGCACCUUCGGACCUCACUGACGAGGAGGAGGGGGAGCAGGGGAGGGUGGAGGUGGCAAUCGAGGCGUCUCCCGACCAAGACGACGCCGUUGCCGAGGGGGAGGCGUCUCCCGACCAAGACGACGCCGUUGAGGACUGGGAGGCGUCUCCUGGCCUUGAACCAGAGGAGGAGGAGGAAGAGGAAGAGGAGGAGGAGACCAUCCUAGGGGCGUACCCAAGCCAUCGCCACGGGGAGACGAAGGAGAAGGCGCCGAGCAGCAGCCCGACGCCGGACCCCGCCGGCGGCGCGGGGGAGGCGGUGAGGUGGAACCUCGCGGCGGCGCGCGCGGACAGGGACGCCUCGCUGCUGGCGGACAUGCUGUACUGGGGCAACAAGAGGAGCCUGCGCGCCCGGCGGCAGUUCCUCCCGGCGCUGCUGUGCGCCGCGGAGCCCCACGCGCUGGUCGUCGGCGCCGUCAGGGACUUCCUGGCCAGGACCGAGCCCAAGAGCGACAAGAACUGGGAGAACUGCGCCUCGCUCCUCUGCUGCGUCCCCAGCCUCAGGGCCGAGCCGUCGGCGGCCACGCUGGAGCGGGCCAGACGGCUGGCGGAGGACUGGAGGGAGAUGAUCGUCGGCGAGCCUGAAAGCCGCAGGGACCUCGGCCGGCUCGCCGUAUGGGGCCUUCUGCAGUUUCUUGCCUCGUACAAAAUUGCCUUGGAGCUGGACGCUGAUGGGAUCAACCAUCUCCUCGCCGACGUCCCGCGCAACAAGAAGCAGAGCUGCAUCGAGCUCCGCAAUGGCCUUGGGCUGAUCCCCACCAUGGCUGACCCGGUUGACCAUCUGACUGAGAAUGGGCAGCCAGUUGAUGCUAUCAACCAACUGAUUGAGAAUGGGAAGCUACUUGAUGCUAUCAAACUGGCGCAUGAUUUGAAUCUGACCGACAAAUAUCCUCCACUUUCCCUCAUGAAUGAUUAUGUUGAGAAGGCUAAGAAGACUGCUCAGGAGAUAUUGAGCAGGGAAGGUUCACCGGACUCUCUGAACCAGGCCAUGGCGAAGCAGGUGAACGCCCUGAUAAUGUCGUGGAGGGCGGUGGACGAGCACGUCGACGUCGCGCACCGCACCGGCAUCAAGGCAGAGAUCACCCAGCUGCUGCACGGGUACGCGCGCAAGCGGCAGAGCCUGUCGGCCGCCGGUUCUUCUUCCUCCUCCCCGCCUGCCUGGAGCCCGCAGCAGCGGCAGCAGGAGCUGCCGCCGGAAGAGGAGGGGGCCGGGCAGAAGCAGCACAAGAAGCGGAAGCGGAAGCCGCACUGGCUGCAGCGGGAGGCGAGGCAGCACCGGUUCCACGAGCAGCCCAGGUUCUUGCCCCGGUGCGUCGGAGGUGCCCGGCCGGGGUACGACGCCGGCGGGGGCCGUGAUCGUCGCGGCGAGGUGCUCCCGGGGGUCCGUGGAGGGCCUCCUCGAUGCACCGGUAGUCCGUAUUACUCUAGCUAGUAGCGUCGCUCGCUCUUGGCCACGUCCUGCUGCCUUGCCUCCAGACCAGACAAGUGUAUGUAUGUAUGUGUAUGUAUGUAUGGUGCGACUGAUCAUUGAGGCUGAUGGAUCGGACCGAGGAGUAGACCUGCAACUCCUGAGUCGUGUGGCUUGGCGUUGUUACUGGACGUACGUGUUAGCACAUAUCUAUAGGAUCAACGAAAACUUUGUUCUUAUCCUUGUGAUCAAUAGGGAUGCAAAUUUGUGAUCCUCGGGGUACCCUCUGUCCUCUGACCGUCCAUAAUUCAACCAAAUGAAGUAAAUUUUCGGAAGUUGUUUGACUUUCGAGU
Triticum aestivum (bread wheat) is the source of this 2665-nucleotide messenger RNA. RefSeq lists its product as uncharacterized. The record is from RefSeq and is a predicted model, not a curated record. Bases 204 to 2336 code for a protein of 710 amino acids. The transcript is spliced from 3 exons. NCBI's taxonomy places the organism in Eukaryota, Viridiplantae, Streptophyta, Magnoliopsida, Poales, Poaceae.